UAUUACUACUACUACUUUUCUACUAGUACUACUACUACCACUAGUACUACUACUACUAAUACUAUUAGUAAUACUACUACUACUUCUAGUACUACAAUUAAUACUAGUACUACUACUACUACUACAACUACUACUAGUACUACUACUACUAGUACUAGUAAUACUACUACUACUUCUAGUACGACUAUUAUUAUUAGUACAACUACUACUACAACUAUUACUAAUAAUACUACUACUAAUAUUAGUACUACUACUACCAGUACUACUACUAGUACUACUACUAAUACUACUAAUACUGAUACUACUACUACUACUGCUACUACUAGUACUACUAAUACUACUACUAGUACUACUAAUACUACUACUAAAACUACUACUACUACCACUACUACUACUAGUACUACUACUACUAGUAAUACUACUACUAGUACUACUACUACUAGUACUACUACUAAUACUACUACUAGUACUACUGCUAGUACUACUACUACUCCUAUUACUAAUACUACUAUUCCUACCAAUACUAAUACUACUACUAAUAGUACUAAUAUUAUUACUAGAAUUACUAACACUACUAUUAUUACUAGUACUCCUAAUAUUAGUACUAAUAAUACUACUAAUAAUACUACUACUACUACUAGUACUACUACUAAUACUACUAAGACAAUUAGUACUAAUACUACUAGAACUUCUUCCACUAGUACUACUACUAAUACUAGUACUAAUAUUAUUACUAAUACUACCAGUACUACUACUAGUACUACUACUACUAGCACUGAUACUAUAACUACUAUUGCUACUACUAGUACUACUACUACUACUAGUGCUACUACUAAUAAUACUAGUAAUAUUACUACUACCACUACUACUACUAUUAGUACUACUACUACUACUAGUACUAGUACUAAUAGUACUAUUACUACUACUAUUACUAAUAGUACUACUAAUACCACUAGUACUACUACUAUUACUAGUACUACUACUACUACUACUAGUAAUACUACUACUUCUAGUACUACUACUAAUACUAGUACAACUACUAAUACUACAACUACUACUAAUAAUACUACUACUAAUAUUACUACUACUACUACUACCAGUACUUCUACUAGUACUACUACUAAUAGUACUUGUACUGAUACUACUACUGAUACUACUAGUACUAAUACUAAUACUAGUACUACUACCACUAGUACUACUACUACUACCACCAAUACUACUACUACUAGUACUACUAGUAGUACUACUACUACUACAAGUACUACUACUACUACUAGUACUAGUAUUACUACUAUUACUAGUACUACUACUACUACUAGUACUACUACUACUACUAGUACUACUACUACUAUUACUAAUAAUACUACUACUACUACUAGUACUAAUACAACUACUACUACUAGUACUACUAAUACUACUAGUACUACUACUACUACUACUAGUACUACUACUAGUACUAUGAGUACUAUUACUACUACUACCAGUACUAAUAACACGACUACGACUACUAGUACAACUACUAGUACUACUAGUAAUACUACUACUACUACUAGUAGUAAUAAUACUAGUAAUAAUACUACUUCCAGUACUACUUCCACUAGUACUACUACUAAUACUACUACUGGUACUACUACUAGUAUACUACUACUAAUAAAAUAUACUACUACUAAUAAAAGUACUUCUACUACUACUUCUACUUCUACUACUACUACUAGUACUACUAUUACUACUAGUACAACUACUAAUACUACUACUAGUACUACUACUAGUACUACUACUACUCCUAUCACUACUACUACUAUUCCUACCAAUACUAAUACUACUAUAAAUAGUACUAAUAUUAUUACUAGUAUUACUAACACUACUACUACUACUAGUACUCCUAAUAAUAGUACUAAUAGUACUACUAAUAAUACUACUACAACUACUAGUACUCCUCCUACUACUACUACUAGUACUACUACUAAUACUACUACGACUAUUAGUACUACUACUACUAGUACUACUUCCACUAGUACUACUACUACUACGAGUACUAAUACUACUACUACUACUACCAGUACUACUACUAGUACUACUACUACUAGUACUACUAGUACUACCACUAGUACUACUACUAUUACUACUACUAGUACUAUUAAUAUUACUACUAUUACUACUAGUAGUACUAAUACUAAUACUACUAGUGCCACUACUACUACUAGUACUACUACUACUAGUACUACUACUACUACUAGUACUACUACUACUACUACUAGUAUUACAACUAUUAGUACUAUUACUAGUAAUACUACUACUACUAGUACUAAUACUUGUACGACUAAUACUAUUACUACUAGUACUAGUACUACUAAUACUACUACUACUAGUACUACUAAUACUAGUACUACUACUACUAGUACUACUACUACUACUACUAUUAGUACUACUACUACUACUUCCAGUGCUACGACUACUACUACUACUAGUAUUACUACUAGUAUUAUGAGUACUAUUACUACUACUACCAGUACUAAUAACACGACUACUACUACUAGUACAACUACUAGUACAACUAGUAAUACUACUACUACUACUAGUAUUAAUACUACCAGUAAUACUACUACUACUAUUACUACUACUAGUACUACUACUACUAGUACUACUACUAAUACUACUACUAGUACUACUACUAGUAUACUACUACUAAUAAAA
Molecule: messenger RNA, 2694 nt
Organism: Trichobilharzia szidati
Lineage: Eukaryota; Metazoa; Platyhelminthes; Trematoda; Strigeidida; Schistosomatidae
Source: the annotation of a GenBank genome assembly